AUGCUCACAGUCAAAGCAAUCAUUGUUGCUACCUUGAUUUCAUCUGUUGCUGCAGGACCAUGGGGACCGAUAUGUGCUGGGAAUCCUAGGAACAAAGUAAGGGGCUGUGACAAAUUUGGCUGUGGAUAUUAUGGAGCUCCAAGAGAAAUAAAGCACCUGGGAGUGGACGUAAUAUGCAGAGACGGAUCAACAGUGUAUGCACCUUUUAGUGGCACAAUUGGGGGACGAGUUAACCCCUAUCCAAAGAAUAAUGCCAUUAAUAAUGGCCUCCUCCUCCGUGGAUCAGGUUUCUGCAUACAUAUGUUCUACAUCAGGCCAGUUAGAUACAGUGGUCGGAUCAACAAGGGACAAAAAAUUGGAGUAAUGCUGCCAAUGCAAAGAGUAUAUCGUGGUUCAAAUGUUUCUUUUGGGCCAGAGAUCACCUGGCAAAUUAUACACGAAGAAAACAAAGUAGUUUUGGAGAUUUCAGUGUGUAAUGGAGCAUGGGUGUGA
Molecule: messenger RNA, 492 nt
Organism: Terrapene triunguis (Three-toed box turtle)
Lineage: Eukaryota; Metazoa; Chordata; Testudines; Emydidae
Product: leukocyte cell-derived chemotaxin-2-like
Exons: 5
Coding region: 1-492 (163 amino acids)
Source: RefSeq, a predicted model, not a curated record